This is a messenger RNA of Thlaspi arvense, 1191 nucleotides long. NCBI's taxonomy places the organism in Eukaryota, Viridiplantae, Streptophyta, Magnoliopsida, Brassicales, Brassicaceae. The record is from the annotation of a GenBank genome assembly.
AUGGAUCGAAACCAAAGACCCAGAAGCAUUCUGGAGUCAUUAGGCGAAGAACUCAUCGGAAUCCUCACGCCUGUCUCGAUAUGUAUGUUCACCGUCGUUCUUCUCGUCUGUGUCCUAAACUCCGACCCGUCUUCCUCCUCCGCCUCUUUCUCCUCCAUAGCCACCGCAGCUUACGCCGAGAGCGAUUCCGAUUCCUCCUGGGACAAAUUCGUAGGCGCCUUCUUGAACUCACUCGUCUUCGUCGCCGCAAUCACCGUCGCGACGUUCGUCCUCGUGCUCCUCUUUUACCUCAGAUGCGUUAAUUUCCUUAAAUUCUACAUGGGUUUCUCAGCUUUCAUCGUUUUAGGGAACCUAGGUGGAGAAAUCUUAGUCUUGCUUAUCGAUCGCUUCAGAUUCCCGAUCGAUUCCAUCACUUUUCUGAUCCUUCUCUUCAAUUUCUCCGUCGUCGGUGUAUUCGCCGUGUUCAUGUCGAGAUUCUCGAUUCUGGUCACUCAGGGCUACUUGGUAGUGAUCGGCGUCUUAGUCGCUUACUUCUUCACGCUGUUGCCUGAGUGGACAACUUGGACCCUCCUCGUAGCUUUAGCAAUCUACGACAUUGCUGCUGUUCUGUUACCCGUUGGUCCGUUACGUCUCCUUGUCGAAAUGGCUAUAUCGAGAGACGAAGACAUCCCAGCUUUGGUCUACGAAGCAAGACCCGUGAUCCGAAACGAUUCUCGUUUGGUUCAGAGGAGAGUUUGGAGAGAGAGGAGAUCCAGUGACAUUGAGAACACUGAAGUAAGAGUGGUUAGAGCAGAAGCAGAAGCAGAAGGAGAAGAUUUGGGUUCGAGGGAAAGAUCGGAGAUAUCUGUGCCGUUGAUUGAGCGUAGACCGGAUCAAGGUGAGAGUUCAGAGACAUUUCUUGAAGGGAUUGGGUUGGGAUCAUCAGGUGCUAUAAAGUUAGGGCUUGGGGAUUUCAUAUUCUACAGUGUUUUGGUCGGGAGAGCUGCGAUGUAUGAUCUGAUGACGGUUUACGCUUGCUACUUGGCGAUCAUAGCCGGUUUAGGUGUCACGUUGAUGCUCUUGUCUGUGUAUCAGAAGGCUUUACCGGCUCUUCCUGUAUCGAUCAUGUUAGGCGUUGUGUUCUACUUUCUGGCUCGGUUGUUGCUCGAGGUUUUCGUUGUGCAGUGUUCUUCAAACCUUGUGAUGUUCUAA